Molecule: messenger RNA, 1318 nt
Organism: Gorilla gorilla gorilla (western lowland gorilla)
Lineage: Eukaryota; Metazoa; Chordata; Mammalia; Primates; Hominidae
Product: bcl-2-like protein 12
Exons: 3
Coding region: 44-652 (202 amino acids)
Biological process (GO): regulation of extrinsic apoptotic signaling pathway
Source: RefSeq, a predicted model, not a curated record
UGAGUGGAGGAGGCGGCAGUGGGGCCCCAGAUCAGGUGCCUCCAUGGCAGGCUCUGAAGAGCUGGGGCUCCGGGAAGACACGCUGAGGGUCCUAGCUGCCUUCCUUAGGCGUGGUGAGGCUGCUGGGUCUCCUGUUCCAAAUCCACCUAGAAGCCCUGCCCAAGAAGAGCCAACAGACUUCCUGAGCCGCCUUCGAAGAUGUCUUCCCUGCUCCCUGGGGCGAGGAGCAGCCCCCUCUGAGUCCCCUCUGCCUUGGUCUCUGCCCAUCCGCCCCUGCUAUGGUUCAGAGCCUGGCCCAGCUACUCCAGACUUCUAUGCCUUGGUGGCCCAGCGGCUGGAACAGCAAGAGCAACUGAAAUCUCCGCCUAGCCCUGCUGGCCUCGGACCCCGCCCUUGCCGCAGCAAGCGGAUCAGCCUGGCCUCCGGCUCUUUCGCCCGCCUGGUGGAGCUGUUCUGUAGCCGGGAGGACAGCUCUCGCCCAAGCCGAGCAUGCCCCGGGCCCCCGCCUCCUUCCCAGGAGCCCCUGGCCCUGGCCAUGGAGCUGAGCCGGGGCGUGGCCGAGCUGGGGGACACCCGGGCCGGACUCAGCGUGGAGCACGCGCACAGCCUCACGCCCUGGAUCCAGGCCCACGGGGGCCUGGUGAGCCGCUGAAGCCUCUCUCUCCCGGCCUCACUUUACCCGACUGUUAUGUGAUAGAGGAGGGGCGGGAACUUCUUAGGUUCCUCUCAGACCUCCGGUAUUCUCCCAGCUGCACUGCGUUCGUUCUGUGGUGAGCCCUUGCUGUAUGGUAGGACUGCAGCCACGAGUGUGGACGCUAUGCCUGGCGUCAACGACUGGGUACGCUAAUACUGUGAGCGUGAAACCAGUGACUGAAGUUACUCAGGGAGAGGCCGGACGAGGUGGCUCAUGCCUGUAAUCCCAGCACUUUUGGAGGCCGAGGCAGGAGAAUUGUUUGAGGCCAGGAGUUCAAGACCAGCCUGGACAACAUAAAGCAGUGAUCCAUGUUUCCACUGGACUGUGAAAGAGCUACUUCUACUCUGAGGCCACAUUGCCUACGUGAAAUAAAUUAUUGUUAGGAAAUUGCCUUGAAAAGAGAAACAAGACCACAACUCUUAGAAGAAUUCUGUAAAAUCUAGAUCAGCACGAAAGAUGAAAGUCUACAUCUAGCAAGAUAUGUACAAGAUUCAUAUGCUAUAAAAACUACUAAUGAGAAAAAUUAAAGACCUGAACAAAUGAAGAUGUAUAACUCAACUUCAUGGAUUGGAAGAUUUAAUAUUGUGUAGAAUCAACGCAGUUCCAACCAAAAGUAUCAGUAAG